CCUCCUCUUCCACCUCCUCCUCGUGCACUUCCUGCAAUUGGACUUUAACCCGCGCGACAGCAUGCACGCGACAGCUGCUGCAGGAGGAUGAGGAGGCUCUGAAGAUGAGGAAGAUGCCACCGGGCCCCGCAGUUCGGAGCGACAGUAACCCGGGAUAACAGCUCCUAAAACCUGCAGAGGAAACACAGCAAGACACCUCUGAGAUCCGGAAGUUCACCCGGGAGCCGGGGAGGGAAACGCCGGGAACAGUGAGCUCUGCGCCGGGGAGGAGGGGCGCAGCGAGCCGCUGGAAGAACCAGACAGGUGAGAUCCAGGUGCAGCGAUGCGUCUCCCGCAGCUCCCUGUCCUGUCGUUGCUCCUGCUGCUCAUCGCCGCCGGUCGCUGCACCGCUGCCUGGCUGCUGCGGGGGGCCGGGGCCCGACAGGGGGCGCCCGACACACGCAGCGCCCUGGAGCCGCUCGGCAGGAACCCCAGGACCCGGGCCGAGGAUGGGGGGGGGCUCAGCGGGGUGAAGAGUCCAGAAAGAGAGAGGCGGAUGCACCAUGGACCGGAGGGAAAUCCCAGAGAUCCACGACAAAAGGAGAAGUUCAUCAAACACCUGACAGGUCCUCUUUACUUCAACCCAAAGUGCAGAAAACAUUUCCACAGACUGUACCACAACACCAGGGACUGCACGAUACCCGCUUAUUAUAAAAGAUGUGCCCGUCUGCUGACUCGCCUCGCCAACAGCCCGCGCUGCAGCGACAGAUAAACACGCGCCUGAUUGGGAUCUUAAUGAGGGCCAAUCAGUGACGAGAGCUCUCCAGUCAAUAGGAACUCCUGGCGACGCUGUUACUACCAGCCUAUCAGAGGCACUGAUAUUUAAUUUACGGGAGAUGAUUGAUGCCACGUGUAAAACAUUUAUUUUAGUUCCUUAUUUCAGGAAUACAUUUCAGUUUAAAGUCAGAAUUUAUUCUGACUUUUUAUUUUGAAAACUAAUUUUGACAACUCUAUUUUGAAAAAAUAGUUUCAGCAUGU
This is a messenger RNA of Eleginops maclovinus (Patagonian blennie), 1017 nucleotides long. It is a transcript of the gene alkal2b, whose product is annotated as ALK and LTK ligand 2b. Lineage: Eukaryota; Metazoa; Chordata; Actinopteri; Perciformes; Eleginopidae. The record is from RefSeq and is a predicted model, not a curated record. Gene Ontology annotation, biological process: positive regulation of ERK1 and ERK2 cascade; positive regulation of ERK5 cascade. Gene Ontology annotation, molecular function: receptor signaling protein tyrosine kinase activator activity; receptor tyrosine kinase binding. The coding region runs from base 323 to 751 and encodes 142 amino acids. The transcript has 6 exons.